AUGAAUUAGGAUUGACAUUGAGAAUGCUUCCGAUGGCAGAUAAAGCUCAGGAAAUUCUCGAUACCAAUGUCAUUGAUGAGAAUACAGACCCCGCAGUAUUGAACACAGCAUUGAUGCUUGCAUCGUGGAACUCAGACAUUCAAAGUGUUCAAAACAUUCUUCAAACCUACAAAGCUGACCCGAAUUUCAGAGAUCUAAAAGGUAGAACUCCUUUGCAUCUUUGUUGCAUAAAUGGAGAGCCUUCGAUAGCAAAACUCCUGCUUCGACACAAUGCAAAGGCUCACGUAUGGGACAGCACGGAAAAAAUUACACCACUACAUUGUGCAGCAAAUGCCGGAAGUAGUGAGUGCUGUUUGUUGCUUUUAAAAAAUGGAGCUCAAAUCAACGCUGGAAUCGAGAAGAAAUCUGCUUUGGCGUACGCAGUUCAAAAAAAUGCCGUUGUUAAAAUCCUCUUGCAAUAUGGCGCAAAUCCAAAUACACCACAAGUAUACACAGAGACACCUCUCCAUGUGGCCGCAACGUAUGGCCAUGUAGAAAGUAUGAGAUUACUACUCGAUUACGGAGCUGCAGUAGGCUCUCAAUUUGGAAGACGAAGACUAACAGCUUUACAUUUAGCAGCAGAGGAAGAUUUUUACGAAUGCGUUAAAUUACUUCUGGAUGCUGGAGCAAACAUAAAUUCUUUGAACGUAGAUGAUCAAACGCCACUACACAUGGCAUGUUUAUCUCAAGCUGUGAAGACUGUUGAAGUAUUAAUUGAACGUGGAGCCAAUGUUCACUCCAUUUAUAAAGAUGGUCGAACAACUUUACAUGCAGCCAUUGUAAAGGAAUCUAGAUUUUGGGAUUGUGCCCGUUUAUUGCUCGAAGCUCAAGUAGAUCCCAAUAGAGCUGAUCACUUUGGAUACAGUCCUUUGCAUAUAGCAGCUCUGAAUGAAUUUUCAUCAUGCGUAAUGUUGUUACUCGAUUAUGGAGCUGACAUUACUGCAAGAACAAAUGGUGGAAUUUCCGCUCUCAACUUCAUUGUUCGACGUACUCCGGAAGUGAUACCAAAAUAUGUAGCCAAAUUCGACUCUGCUGUAAAAGUGAAUGAUCAUGAGAUAGGAGAUGUGGAUUGUGAAAUUAAAUUAGAUUUUCGUAUAUUGGUUCCGAAUUAUGAAAGAGGAGAAACUGAACUUUUAUUGGCUUUUAUAGAAGCUAAUUUAAAGCAUGUUUUAAAACAUCCAUUGAGCGAGACGUUUCUAUUCCUCAAAUGGAGACGAAUCAGGAAAUUCUUUCUGUUUUCAUUGUUUUAUCACUUUGUAUUUGUCUUAAUGUUUACCAUAUACAUACUUGGUGUAUAUGUAAGGGACUGUGACCGAGAUGACGAUAUCACUGAUGAUGAAACGGACUGUCGUGCCCCAACGUACAUUGUGCCAGUGGGAUAUAUUGUAAUACUGCUUAAUAUGAUUUUACUGAUGAAGGAACUUUUUCAAAUGGCUCAUGGAUUUAACAGCUAUGUACAUUAUUGGGAGAAUUGGUUGCAGUGGCUUAUCAUUCUUGGCGUUUUUUCUUGUUCGAAUCCUCAUAAGUUACUUUCACUGUAUGAUAUAUCAUUGAUCCCAAUGUGGCAGCAUCACAUCGCGGCAAUCGUUAUAUGGCUCGUGUGGCUUGAGCUCAUGUUGAUAGUUGGAAGGUUCCCUAUAUUUGGGCUUUAUAUACAAAUGUUUCAAACAGUUGCGAUAAAUUUUUCAAAGUUCUUGAUAGCUUAUAGUUGUCUGUUUUUCGGAUAUUGCUUAUCGCUAUGUGUUUUGUUUCCAAACUAUCCUGCUUUUGAAAAUGUUCCAUGGGCUUUGUUGAAAACAGUCAUCAUGAUGUCUGGAGAAUUGGAAUUUGAAGAUAUUUUCUACAGCGAUGAUGAAAAAACAAAGGCACCUGAUGAUGAUCCACAAGUAAAGUAUCCCGUAACGUCACACAUUGUGUUCUUUUCAUUCGUUUUGUUGAUUACAAUAAUACUUACAAACUUGAUGGUUGGUUUGGCUGUCAGUGAUAUCCAAGGACUACAGGACUCUGCUGGUCUAGAUCGACUAAGUCGUCAGGCAGAGCUUGUGUCUCGUCUAGAAAGUUUUCUGUUUUCAAAACUACUGAAGAAAGCUCCAAGCAAAAUCUUAAGAUGGUGUCAACAAAAAUCAUUAUUGAGAACCAGUAGAUAUCAUUUGCAAUUUAAUAUUAAGCCCAAUGAUCCGAGAGAGAAACGAAUUCCACGUGAAAUUAUCAACUCAAUUUAUAAAUUGGUAGCCGAACGUCGUGACAGAAAUCAAAGUUUGAAACGCCGCAAACGUAGAAACAACCUGAACCUGUUCAACGAAUACGAAGAUUCUCUCAAAAAUACCUACAGCGAAAUCGAGUUACGACAACAGCCCACCAUUCGCACAUACCGUCAUUUCACUGUAUCAGAAACACCCAAGGGAACACUUCAAAAGCCACUUUUGUAUGAUUCUAGCUCUACACAAUAUUUGAAAACACCAGAAACUCCUGACACGACUACAGUUAGUUUACGUAAACAAGUUAAAAGUAUCAUGGAAACACAAGAUACUAUUCUUAUCAAACUAAACACAAUAUUGAAAGAUAUUAAUUUAAUCAAAAACUAUAAACCAUAACCUAAUCAAUAUGUAUGAUGAUGAUUAUAUGACAUAGCCAGAAAUCAAAGGAAGAUCUUCAAGAUCACCUAUCGCAGUAGUUUAUGUAAUAAAGCAUUAAUAAAUUAUUUCAUUAAGAAACAUUUUUUUAAAACACGCGAAUCCCUAGUGAGUUAUCUAUUAUUGAUAGUUUAACUAAUAUUUUGCUAGUGAUUUUUUUUCAUAUUGAAUCAGUUAUCAUUUGUAUCUUACGAU
Molecule: messenger RNA, 2867 nt
Organism: Culicoides brevitarsis
Lineage: Eukaryota; Metazoa; Arthropoda; Insecta; Diptera; Ceratopogonidae
Gene: pyx
Product: transient receptor potential channel pyrexia
Exons: 9
Coding region: 24-2633 (869 amino acids)
Biological process (GO): transmembrane transport; monoatomic ion transport
Cellular component (GO): membrane
Molecular function (GO): monoatomic ion channel activity; protein binding
Source: RefSeq, a predicted model, not a curated record